AUGGCGGCUAUCACAACACCGAGCCCUUUGGCUCAGGCUAUCGAUGAAUUCCUUGAUGAUAUGAAGGCUCGUCAACGUAAGACCCCAUUCUACAAAGAAAUCUUGACCUCACGGUCUGUUUUAGCGCCCAAUGAGAACCCACGGGAGGUCCACAUCCGUACAAAAGAACUUGAGGGUUUUGUCAAAGAGCUUGAAGAACGGAGAGCUAAGUCGAAGACGCUGAGAACACUUAGGACCCUUGCACCUUUCGUAAAUGGUAUUGUUACUUUGAUGGAUGCUUGCUUCGCACUGAUACAAGCAAGUCCUUUCGCGUUUAUUGUAGCUUUAUCGGUUGCUCGUUUCGUGCUAAAGCUCGCAACCAACACCAACUCGGCGUUUGAUCUCGUCACCGAGACGAUGGGCAAAAUUGGAACGUAUCUUCAGUACUAUGGCAAGUUUGCUGUUGCAUAUAAAACCUCUGAUGAGGUACGCGAGUGUCUUGUUGCCUCAUACAAGAACAUCGUUAACUUCUGUGCAACGGCUUCAAACCUCCUGUAUGAGCACGUGGUGCGUUGGAAAAUCCCGAAUGAGAAUGGAUGGAGGGUCUGGGACCCCGAACGCGAUGGAAAAUCCACAGAUCUAAAGCUAGGGUUUGACUACAUUCGAAUGCUGCGUAGUGGAUUUGGAGAUGGUGAGAGGAAAUUCGAUGUCCCAAUUAGGAGUGGACUCGACUGGACGCGAAAGGUAUUCUUAUCUUGCGCUUAG
This is a messenger RNA of Penicillium vulpinum, 744 nucleotides long. RefSeq lists its product as uncharacterized. Lineage: Eukaryota; Fungi; Ascomycota; Eurotiomycetes; Eurotiales; Aspergillaceae. The coding region runs from base 1 to 744 and encodes 247 amino acids. The transcript has 3 exons. The record is from RefSeq and is a predicted model, not a curated record.